Molecule: messenger RNA, 1014 nt
Organism: Leptosia nina
Lineage: Eukaryota; Metazoa; Arthropoda; Insecta; Lepidoptera; Pieridae
Source: the annotation of a GenBank genome assembly
AUGGUCUGUGUUUACUGCUGUGAGAGCAUCAGUGACGGUCCAUCUUAUAGAAAGCAUAUGACGGACGAGCAUCCGACCUUCAAAGUUCGAAUGGCGUUCGCGCAUGUCACGGAAGGCUUCAUCAAAGCUGACAUUACGGAACUCAAUUGUCGCAUAUGCUUCACCCCCUUUGAGAACCUCGAGGACACUGCCCAACAUCUCCGCGAUAUUCACCAGAAACCUAUAGACCCGAAGUUGGAUCUUGGCAUCCAACCGUUCAAACUGUAUGGUGAUAGACUUCAGUGCGCGUUGUGUUCGGCCAAAUCUAUAUGUCUCCGGCAACUCAGUCGGCACACCCAAUCCCACUUCUCAAAGUUCACUUGCGAGGCUUGUGGGAAGUCUUACUCCACAAUUACUACUUUGAAGCACCACAUCGCUUACUCGCACAGCGGUGGUAACAAACGCUGUCGGAAGUGCAAAGCCACCUUCGAUACCCUGGAGGCUAGACGAGAACACGUGUAUUCCUCGAAAAAGUGUUGGACAAACAUGUGCAACUUUUGCAACGAACGCUUCCUCAACUGGAAGACAAAGCAAGAGCAUCUAGUUCAGGUGCACGGCGUGUCCAAGAAGACCUAUAUCUGUCCAGAAUGUCCGUUGGUUUUCGAGGACAGGAAAAAGUAUAGGACUCAUUUCAAACUGUCCCAUACGGAGGAUAUAUACGUGUGUACGUGUUGCGGCCUCAAGUUCGAUACGAAGAAGAACUUGGACGAGCACAGAGUAAUUCAUACCAAGGAGAAGUUGUUCCCGUGUCCGGUUUGCUCGAAGGCGUUUCCUAGGAAGAAGAAUCUUGUGCAGCAUCUCUGGAUUCAUAGUGAACUAAAGCGUUUCGGUUGUACGCUUUGUAAUAAGCAAUUCAAUCAGCGCGUAACUUGGAAGAGCCACAUGAAAUCCUACCAUCCAGAUAUAGAAGAUUACCAGGAUAUGGUUAAUAAGAAUGUAAAAAUUCUACUCAGCGUGAAUAAGAAUGACGAUUAG